CCAGCUUUUACCUUGGGAUGUCUCUUGUUAAUUCCACAUAUUGAAAAAAAAGAGCAGCAAAUUCAGGCUUUUCUUAACGCUUGCAAUCCAGAAACUGUUUUGCUUCAAGUAGCAGACUGCAUGAACACUGGAGAAGUAGCAGGCAUUGCAUCACAGAUACAGGGUUUAAUUUUUGACAGUGUGAUUAAGAAGAAGCAGCUUGAAAAGUUUUUGAAAACAAAAUGCUACAAUAUGCUAAAAACUGAGGCAAUUAAUGCUAACCGAGUAAAAGACCUGGCAGAUUAUCUGCUGAACAGGAACUGUUUAGAAGAUGCUGCUGAACUUGUAAUAGAAUGUCUAAAUCGUUGUGGAAAACCUUAUCCAAGAGAUGCAACAUCCCUGGACAUUGUGAAGACCUUUCUAAGGGAUUAA
This is a messenger RNA of Staurois parvus, 411 nucleotides long. Lineage: Eukaryota; Metazoa; Chordata; Amphibia; Anura; Ranidae. The record is from the annotation of a GenBank genome assembly.